Molecule: messenger RNA, 3626 nt
Organism: Catharus ustulatus (Swainson's thrush)
Lineage: Eukaryota; Metazoa; Chordata; Aves; Passeriformes; Turdidae
Gene: APIP
Product: APAF1 interacting protein
Cellular component (GO): cytoplasm
Molecular function (GO): metal ion binding; methylthioribulose 1-phosphate dehydratase activity
Source: RefSeq, a predicted model, not a curated record
GGCCGGGGCAUGCCCGGCGCUCCGCAGGCGCCUGCGCGCCCGCCAAAAAGCCCCGAGCAAGGACCCCGCGCUGGCCUUGCUAUGGCGGCCGCCGGCGGGGACGCGGCGCAGGAUGGAUUACAUCCAAGGAAUCUUAUCCCAGAGCUUUGUCGACUGUUUUAUGAUUUAGGCUGGGUAACAGGAACCGGUGGAGGAAUCAGCUUGAAACAUGGGGAUGAAAUCUACAUUGCUCCUUCAGGAGUCCAAAAGGAAAGAAUACAGCCAGAAGAUAUGUUUGUUUGUGACAUGAAUGAACAGGACAUCAGUGGUCCUCCACUGCACAAGAAACUGAAGAAAAGUCAGUGCACACCUCUUUUCAUGAAUGCCUACACCAUGAGAGGGGCAGGCGCAGUGAUCCAUACACAUUCCAAGGCUGCUGUUAUGGCUACCCUUCUUUACCCAGGCAGUGAGUUCUCUAUUACCCAUCAGGAGAUGAUAAAAGGAAUCCAGAAAUGUACUUCAGGAGGCUAUUACAGAUACCACGAUACACUAGUGGUUCCUAUUAUUGAGAAUACACCAGAGGAGAAAGAUCUCAAGGAGAGAAUGGCACGUGCAAUGGAAAAAUACCCAGACUCUUGUGCUGUCUUGGUCAGACGUCAUGGUGUUUAUGUAUGGGGAGAGACAUGGGAAAAAGCCAAAACCAUGUGUGAAUGUUAUGACUACUUGUUUGAUAUCGCAGUUCAGAUGAAGCAGCAUGGGCUAGAUCCUUCAAAACAUCCAGUGGGAGAAAAUGGGAUCUUGUAAAUGUCAACAACAUUUAUAUUCAGGUGUGAAUUUAUCUGCAAGGAUGAUCUGUUUGGAGGGAGAGACUACAGAUGACACCAUCACUUCAGUCUGGUUUCGCACUCAGGAAACUUCAGAAUUGCUCAUCUUCCCCCAGUCUGCUCCCUUACCACUGCAGUUGUAUCUGUGCCUGAAGUAGUGCUCUUUUUCCACAAAAUGCAAUAAAAAAUAUAUGUAUUAAUAGCUAGAUAUGUCCAUUGCAUAUUUAGUACCAAUGUACAGGAUGGAGUGUGAUUUCUUUUUAAAACAAAACAAUAUCAAGCAUUACCAGAAAAGCCAAUGGACUACAAAAGGUCAGGCUUAGGGAGCUGAUCUGUACGGAGAUGUCUGAACACCCACAUUUGUUCUGCUUGCAGGAUCAGGUAUGAUUUCGGACCAUCUCAGUGAUAUUGCUCAUUAUUGGUGGGUUGGCUGGGGGUUUAGGGGGUAAGGUUUUUUCCUUUAACAGACUUGGUUGGUUUCAGUUUCACUGGUAAGUGUCACCUGUUUACCUCAUGAAGGAAACCACACUGACUUUCUGUUUUCUACUGUAGCAAUGAUGAGUUUUGACAGUUUUCACAGAAAAUUCUUAAAAGUUAAAGCCCAUAGAUAACAUGAUGAGAAUGUACAUUACAUGAAGGAUACCUGAAACAAUUUUCACAUAAGUUAUGUACAUCUAGCUAUGGCAAAACAAAGUGGUAGCAUAACAUUUCAGAGUUGAAAAAUACAAAUUUAAAGGUGCCAGUACUGAGAUUACAAAGAAUUUCAUGACCAAAGCAGUGAUGUAAUUAAACAGGAUAGACUAAUGACAAAUGCUUGCUCAGGCAACAUGAGCCCACAACAGACAGGGACUUGGAUCCUCAGCCUUUAUGCCCACCCUAGAGGAGGAAACUGUUGGACAGGAGGUUUGCUGUCAGUGAAUCUCUGCCAUAGCAGGUGUUUAGGGUGCUGCCACUGCCUACAGUAGUGAAGACAUGCUGGCUGCCACUAUUAUGACAAGUUUUAGAAUGUUUCUGCUUUUACUUUGUUUCUCCUGUAAAGGUUUCUUACAUGAUGAUGGCAGUUCCAGCUUUUAUCCCACACUAUUGAAGCCAGAAGGGGGUGCUGAUCCUCAGCUGAUUGACAAAUGUCAGCAGGAACUUUUAGCUGUUAAACGCACCCAAGAAGAGAAGGAGAGUUAAAAAACCCAACUACUGAACAAUCAUUGCAAUUUACAAGUCCUAUCGAAAGCCACAGUAGAAGGAAUGGAAAUUCAGAUGCAAAAACACUUCAUAAAACUUUGGAGAACUAAUGUCACAUUUUGGGUUUGUGCCUUAAAAAUUCAUAUUUCAACAACCUGCAUUUGUGCAUCCUGCUGUAAUGCUGCAUCAUUUAACUUGAAAUUAGUCUCCAUUUCUGAAAGUUAUUAUAGCUUUUAUUCUUCAGAAAAAAAAAGUGAGGCCAACCCCUUAAUUAAAAGUUAAUAAACUUUAGAGCAUUGUUUGAAAUCUUGAUUCCUCCAUACCAUGUUUGUGUUUAUGGAAUUAUUUUCUCUUUUUUUGAACUAAACCUGUAGCAUAUGUAUUUUUAAAUUCUCGUAUUUGUCAUUAUGAUGAAAGGAAAUUUUUUAGCAUGUAUUUUGUAGUUGUUACUGAUUGACUGCUCUGGGUCUUAUAACUUUAAAUUCCUUCACUUCGGAUAACAGCUUUUUAUGACCUCUGCUUAGCCCCCCACCAAGGUAGAUGUAAUCAAACUGCUUAUUAAAAUACAGUCUCACAUAAUUAUGACAUUUAAUGUCUUCUUUCAAAAUCUUCUGGAAUGGUCCCCUGGUGGCAUCUGUGUCAGCCUCGACUGACUGACUUUCUAAUUGAGUACUGAGACCUCAGUCCUGAGGUGAACUGAGACAGGCUAAGUGCCAGCUGACUCUGUUUUCUGCUAGGAGCCAUGCAUUUCCACCACUUCCCCUUCUAUCAUCUCUGGAACUUUGUUUGGUCUUCCAUGAGGUGAAUUAACUCUUUAACCUAAAAUAAAAUUAUUGUGGGAGUGGGGGAAAAAUGUUUCAAUUAUUUCCUACCAAGCCACUGGUAAAAACAUUGAAUCAAUUCAAAGGUGGGUCCAAAGAGAACCAGAGGCGGGGAAAGAGGAGGUGGCUGAUGCCAGAGAUGGCAGAUGUCAGAGAUUGCGGACACCACUUCCCCCUUUUCCUGGGGAUGAUAAUUAAGGUCAGUGUUUUGAGUACUUAGGCAUGUUUGCCCUUCCCUCUUGUACAUAGCUCUGUACCUGCAGUGUGCAACCUUUAACCCUCAGGGGGAUAAAUAACCUUGGUUAUUGUGAAAUAAUGAUUAUCACUAAGGAACUGCAGGUUGUUUGCUAUAUUUUUAUUGAUAUGUUUUUUUCAUUAUUAGACACUUGUUUGUCAGUGGCAAAUACUUUGCAGUGAUUCCAUAUCUUCUGAGUGUAUGUGGACUGCAGUAAGAGCUUGUGUGAAAAUGCUGUUUUUUAGACCACACAGUGACUUUGGACAGGCUGCUUCACUUAAAAUAUCUCUGAAGUUUGUUCAAGACUUGAGAGGUGCCACUGACCUGAAGGGAAAGCAGACUGUAAUUCUCUUAGCUUUUCUUCCCUGUGGACGUACUAAUAAAAAUACUUCAUCAUGUGACAGUUCAAUUAGUCCUGAAAUCUAGUUGCCAUCUAUGUCUUGUGACCUUUAAUUCUUUAUUUAAACUGCCUGAUUUUUGCCAAAAACAACUUUGUGUGAUAUUCUGAUGAUGAUUUCAGAAUAGCUGAUAAUUGUAUCAUUCCAUGAUACUGAUGCUUUAUAAGAAUAAAGAACAUUUUACAUUCAA